GUACUAUAUAUUAUUUAUUAGUAAAUUAAAAAAAUAAAAAUAUUUUUUAAAAUGCCGAUAUCAAAAGAAGAUGUUCUUCGAGUUUUGUCUCAUAUUUCAGAUGUGGAUGAACUUAAAGUGACAAUUCAAGGAAGUUUUUUUGGGAGUCUAACUAUUGCUAUUUUUGCUAUGAUAUUUAGUUUAUUACUUGGACCUAUUGGUUUACUUUUUGGUGGAAUUGGAGGAAGUAUUUAUGCUUAUAAUAGUUAUAGAGGAAGUUACAAACCUCUAAGUGCAGUAAUACGACAGCUAACAAAUGAGCAAAAAAGUCUUUUGUUUUCAGAAUUGGAAAAGACAUGCUCACAAAUUACAGUCUCUGAUUACAUGGAACUCCUUUUAUUGCUUCAGGGAGGAAGUGGAAUCAUUCUUAAAAAUCAAAUGUUUGAUAUUCUUAGAUCUUUUAUGAAAAAGAAUUUAAAUCUAAAUAUACAAUAAUCAUUUAUUGAUAA
Molecule: messenger RNA, 488 nt
Organism: Hydra vulgaris (swiftwater hydra)
Lineage: Eukaryota; Metazoa; Cnidaria; Hydrozoa; Anthoathecata; Hydridae
Product: protein C19orf12 homolog
Source: RefSeq, a predicted model, not a curated record